Uranotaenia lowii is the source of this 1324-nucleotide messenger RNA. Its product is annotated as nuclear pore complex protein Nup205-like. The record is from RefSeq and is a predicted model, not a curated record. Bases 528 to 911 code for a protein of 127 amino acids. NCBI's taxonomy places the organism in Eukaryota, Metazoa, Arthropoda, Insecta, Diptera, Culicidae. The transcript has 2 exons.
CAUUUGAAAAACGAUCAGUUAUUUUUCGUGUUUGUCGCACGCCGCGUUUUCGUUGCCGGUCAAAAUUUCACGCCUGCUUCAUGCCUAGCGCAUUCAAUUUGCUGAAACAAGGUGGUGGAGAAAAAGCUGGGGGAGCUUCGGCCAUAAUUUCAUGGGACCAUUUCAUCAAUUCACUGUUCCGCUACUAUCAGAAUCUGAGACAGGAGCAAAACCCCGGCAGUGAAACAGUUUACCGCUACAGAGAGCCCUCAGCAGAAACAUCAACCCUCAGGAAAUGGCCAUCAUCGACGCAGCUUACUCCCUUUUCGACACCUUCACACCAUUCCCCGGACGUUAGAGAUGAAUCAUCCAACAGGAUGAAAAUCCAGAAAAAAAUUCCCCGGACGCAAAAAUCUCGAGAAGGCAUGAAGACCAAAGUGGACCACAUGUUCAACGCCAUCCGCUACGUUACCUACAAUUGUUCCUUCCGGAGAACGCUCUAGUUUCCAUGAAAAUUCUCGCUUCCAAAAUGCGUCAACCGAACGUAAAUGCUAGGGCUGCUGACCCAAAAUGAGCGCACCAAAAUUGAAAUCCGUCAGGGUUUGUGUUUGGAAAGCGAAGCAUCAGUAACAUUCUCGGAGGAUGACGUUGAAUGUGGUCAGGAACUACAGGAGCAGCAGCACGAAACAGGCUCCGUUUGUUUGGAGCUGCAGUACAAGAAAGCUAUCGUCGACCGGCUGCGGGGUGUUUGCGGCAGCAGAGCACCCCCCAAUCUGGCACACCAUCUGCUUGGCUUUGACCUGAGCAAAGAACUGCUACUCACCAAUUUGCAGCAACCGGGGGUGCUUCCCGACCAACUGCAGCUUAUUUUGCCGCUGGAGGAAGGCCAACUCAAUUCCCCAGCCCAAGAGCUAGUGAUCGAGCACGGCUGACCCAAAAUGAGCGCACCAAAAAUUAAAUCCGAAAGGGUUUUAUCGAGUUUUUGGAAAGCGAAGCAGAACCAUUCUCGGAGGAACUACAGAAGCAGCACCACAAAACAGGCUCCGUUUGUUCGGAGCUGCAGUGCAAGAAAGCCAUCAUCGACCGGCUGCAGGAGUGUUUGCCGCAAAGCACCCCCAAUUUGGCACACCAUCUGUUUGGGUUUGACCUGAGCAAAGAACUUUGACUGCUUAUUUUGCUGCUGGAUCAAACCUUGGAGGAAGGUAGGUGUUUCUGAUUUAUUUUUGUGAUUUGUUGUUUUUUAAAUUUUUUUUGUAGGCCAACUCAAUUCCCCAGCCUAAGCGCUACUAAUAGAGCACAGCUGACCCAAAAUGAGCGCACCAAAAAUGAAAUCCGAAAGAGUUUG